AUGAUGACGCUGGACCCGGCCUCAUUCAUCAACGUCAGCAUCACCGAACUGGAUCUGUCGUACAACCGUCUGCAGAGCUUGGACCCGUUCGUCUUCUUGCCACUCAACCAGUCACUUCGCAACUUGAAGAUCGGCGGUAAUCCGCUGCAACCAAUUCGACGUGGCGGACAUCCCCAUCGGCCGCGACCAGCACUUCCAGACGGAUCUCUUCUCCUUCCAUCACGGAAUGCGGAUCUCUCCGGCACUUCCUUCAAUUACCUAUCAGUCGAGGUGAUCCGCUCGCUACCGUCGCUCCGCGAGCUGGACUUGUCGUACAACAAACUAUCGAGCUUGACGGAUCUCUCGCUCAGCGCCCUGUCGGCGCUUCAGAGCUUACGCCGGAUCUACUUGCACGGGAAUCCGUGGUACUGCGACGCCUGUGUCAUUGGCCCGAUGCUCAAGUGGCUGGACAUUUCACCUGCCAGCCGUCACAUCAAGUACGGCUGCCGAGGAUUAAAGACCAACGCCGGCAACUUGACGGCCGACUACAUCGACGACGACGGGGCUCAGCCGUGCCCAAUUUGUCAAGAUCCGCCGGCGGUGGCCGGAGUCGAAUUGCCUCGACUGGAUCACGUCAAUCUGCCGACGUGCAACUAUCCGCCCAUGCUCAUCGAUUCGCAAGGGCUGCCCAGCAAGCCGGCCACUGCCGCCGGAGCCACUUUGACGCCCAUGGGCCGCUUUGUCAUCUUCCUGGAGAAUCCGCUCUAUCUGGCGCUUGUCUGUGGCGUCGGGGUGCUGGCCGUAGCGGCCGUCUGCGCCGCUUUCGCCGUAGUGUCACGCCACGCCGCCUCCUACUACACGAACGAAGAGAAGCGGAACAAGAUCGGGCAGAUGGCCCACUCGAGAGCGAGCGAAGAAUCGGAGGAUUUGUUCCCGCUAACGGCCAGGGGACAGUGGCAUCGAGGGCGCAUCCUCACCAAAGACGAGAGCAGCAACAAGGGGAACAGGAGCGAUCAGCUCAAGAAUGUGAUCGAGAUCGAAAGCCAACAGCUCAGCAAAAACAACAACGGUCGAGCGAAGAGCGACACGGCGUCAGAGCAAGUCCUGCCGUCGCCAAUAACGAGGGCCAGUAAUAACGGGGCAGUGACCAUAAACGUCACGAGUCGUGGUGUCAACUGCCCCGUCAUCAACGCCUAUCCUUUGUCGACUGACCAUCACGACCGCUCACUCUUUUGA
Molecule: messenger RNA, 1215 nt
Organism: Daphnia pulicaria
Lineage: Eukaryota; Metazoa; Arthropoda; Branchiopoda; Diplostraca; Daphniidae
Product: leucine-rich repeat transmembrane protein FLRT2-like
Exons: 3
Coding region: 1-1215 (404 amino acids)
Cellular component (GO): plasma membrane
Molecular function (GO): protein binding
Source: RefSeq, a predicted model, not a curated record